UGACUCUACUAGCGUAACAAAACUGACUGGAGCUUUUCACCAGACUACCACUAGCCAUGGUUGAAUUAAUUCAACCAUGACCACUAGCAGCCCGCCAAAGUAACGCGUUUCAACUAGUAAACACUAUACCUACCAGAGUUUUCACGGCUGUUGUUCAUUAGUAACCUAAUUGCAUUAAGUUGCAAGAUGGCGGUUCAACUUUCGGCUGGUACUAUUGCAGCUAUCAAUAAUGGAGAGAAGCCCGAGGAUGUCAUUCUCCAAGUUAUAGCAGUGCGCAAGUUUCCUACAGGAGACCGGUGCCGCCUGCUUGUCUCUGAUGGAGUUCACCGUUGUGGAUUUGCAGUCAUGGCCACCCAACUCAAUCCUAUGAUCAACAGUGGUGAAGUUGCUCAACAUGCAGUUAUCAAGGUCACCAAAUAUUUUUGCAGCCAAGUAUCAGAAAAAAAGAUAAUGAUCAUCCAGGGUCUGGAAGUCCUCCUAACGGCUGAAGAUGUUGGAGGUGGAAUAGGGAACCCUACGCCAUAUGAAAGUGGGGCAGCUGCUCCUGCCGCAGCUUCCAAUCAUUCAAACACCCGACCCGGAGGUGAAAUAGGGAACCCUACGCCAUAUGAAAGUGGGGCAGCUGCUCCUGCCGCAGCUUCCAAUCAUUCAAACACCCGAUCCUCUCCUGUAGCUAAUGAUCUGAUCGGUUUGUGCCGCGAUGCGUCAGAGGUGGCCACUAUUGUCCAGCGCUCAACCGGCAAGGAGCUGCGAAAAAAAGAAAUUUCUAUUGUCGACCACACCAAUCGAGCUAAGCCCUCCGAAUCGAAGCGGCUGUGCUCCAAGUGCCAUAAUCAGGGGCACUAUAAAACUACGUGCCCCAUGCGCAGCACAUCCAAUCGAAAAUGUUCACGGUGCCAUUGCACCGGGCAUUAUAGAAACAAAUGCCCCAUUGGUCUCUCUCCAGGACCUCCAACGCUAAACAUAAAUGCAAGUGUUGCUGCCGCUCCUCCAGCCAGCGCGGUUUCGUCAGCAGCGUCUGGUGCAGCUGGUCGUGGCAGGAGCCCCACAAAACAACCUGUUUCUUCUGGCGCUGGCGGCCGCGAGAUUGUGAAGGGAGUGUGUCCUAUGCCUGAAACCGUGCCUCUAUUGGAUGCUCCUCAUCAGUCUUCCGUUAAGGAACGAGCUGCUGCUUUCGCCGUCGCCAUGGGCGAGGAUCAUGAACACUCAGACUCCGAGUAUCCAGAGAGCGAAGAUUCCUACUGUGCCGGCACGGAGCCUCUCUCUCCAGGACCUCCAAAGCCUCCACGAACUUAUGCUGAGGAACUUCCCCCCUACACUGAUGACUGCAUGCCCCCUCCCCCUCAUGACUGGCAUUCCCACAACGAUAAGAGCUACGAGCCGUGCGUCAAGCCUGGCUGUCUCUACCCUACACUUUCUGAUAUUGAGUCCCUUUCUGAUAAGGAGAAUUUCCCUGAUGAAAGCUCGUGCAGCAGUGGAGCCACUGUUGACGCUACUUGCAUCUCAGUCGACAGCCUCGGCACUAAAAUACUGAAAAUUGCUCAGAGACAUAACCAAAGGAUUAUGACGACACUUCCAAAGAGCGCUGAAGAAAUGGACGAGACCGAGGCUUGCAGUGACACCAGCGGCGCUCUGAACGUAGCUUUCUGUGAAGACAGCACAUCUCAAAUCACGCCUCCUAAGCGGCAUCGCGAAGAACAGGGCGACACGGUGCAGGGCCAUAACCAAUACAAGACGCCGCGCAUCAGCGCCUCGCCCUCCAAGCCAGUCAGGCAGCCAGACGCCCCUCGUCCAUAGCCUCUCCAUGUACAGGAAGAACGACAAGCUGUUAGUUCUAAGUAAGGGAUGUCAUUUGAAGGGAAUUGAUUUUAACAUUGACUCUGAGACAAGACUAAAGGUGAAGUGUCUUCAAACUUUAGUGCAAGGUUUGUGUAUUCGUUGACUUGCAUUGCGGAAGCUUGUUUCUCUGCUUUUUAUGCAGUAGGUAUAAAUGAAGGUAGCAUCUGUAGGAGCUUACACCUACAGAAAAAAUUUCGUUGGUGCUUCUAACUUUUAUAGUUUGCCUUCCCGAUUAUGAAGGUUAUUUUGUGUAUGUAAACAUUAUUUUGAGUUUGAUUAUCAUAAAUACCUAUACUCUUUAUGUACCAUUAGAUACAUUUAUUAUUUCGAACUCAAAUCCUGUAUUUCAAGCUAAGUUGUCUGUUUCUUGCAAUUUUAUGUUUGCAUUCGAAAUAUUUAUUUAUCAUAAUUUAUGAAAUACUUCUAUGUAUCUUAUUGCUGGACCCUCGAUAAAGAGGUCAUUUUGGCUGUGGUUUAUUAUUAACAUGUUCAAUGUUGGUGUUGGAUUGAAGAUUGAAUCAUCAUUCAUUUUUUGUGUUCUGUAAACGUUCAUUUGUUGUAUUCCUGUUCAAAAUGUUGUUGGCGCCGUUACUUAAGUUAAGUACUAGAUUUAAGGCCUCUUGAUUUUGUGACACACUGUAGGUUUGAGCUAAAGCUUAAGUUUGGGAGACCUGUUGUGAACGAAAGGCUCUCUUCGCGUUGGACAAGAAGCCGCCAAUGAAUGGCAUCUGCUAUUGAAAGCUGUCUAAUGUUGUCGCCGUGGCAUGAGCUUUUGGAUACAUCAGAUAUGUUUGUGACAUGCAUAUAUUUGCAUCAGGCAUGCAUUUAUUUGCAUCAGAUUUGUUCAUGGUUGCCCCUACCUCUCGUCUCAGUGUUGCACUGAUCUCGUUCCUUGGUGUUUUGGAAUAAAUUUCCGCGUUC
Hyalella azteca is the source of this 2760-nucleotide messenger RNA. RefSeq lists its product as uncharacterized. Gene Ontology annotation, molecular function: DNA binding; zinc ion binding. NCBI's taxonomy places the organism in Eukaryota, Metazoa, Arthropoda, Malacostraca, Amphipoda, Hyalellidae. The record is from RefSeq and is a predicted model, not a curated record. The transcript is spliced from 12 exons. Gene Ontology annotation, cellular component: nucleus. Bases 187 to 1797 code for a protein of 536 amino acids. Gene Ontology annotation, biological process: DNA replication.